CUGCAUAGAACCAUAUAUACAUGUUCUCCAUGAAUCUGAAUUCACCAAGCAAAGAUCCAUUUAAGCUGGGUCCUUUGUGUGGUCAUGGUUCUGUAUUAGGAUCUUUACCUAAGAGCCCUUGGAGAACCGUCUUUUUAAAGAAUGUGCUAAAAUUGGAAUUGCUGGAAUGUUUAUAAGGAUCUCGCCUGACUUUAUGAACCGCAAUCAUAUUUCAAACUGCAAAACAUGAGAGUUAACAAUGUGGGCGGGACAGCUGCAUUUUGACGCCCAAUCUGACACGAACGAUAGCUGCAGCGACCAAUAGGAUGGAAGUAGUAUUUUGCAGCAGCCAAUCAGAUUGAGGACAUGUGCUUCGACACGCCCUCUCCCACAUGAGUAUGUAGGCUGGCUGUUGUCAGAUAGUGAAGAAACUGGCAGGCCACCAACAAUGUAGACGAGCUCCACAAACUAUAACAUAUUCAGGUCAGGCUGCGUGUUAACAUUCACUAAACGCUCGGCGUGUUCAUAUUUGGAGUCUAUUACAGACAGUUGUUCCGUAAAAUACAGUAACAGGAUUUUUUUCAUUUAGAAAAAGUUUUUAAAGGAGUUUUGGUGAAUCAUUAUCUUCACAAAAGAAAUUAGCUGCCUGCUAGCGAGUGAGCUAGCGUUAACAUCACAAACAUCUCUUUGUAUGGAGUUACCGAGAGACCUCCACUAGCUGAAGCAGCUCCUGAGACAAAUAGCGGGGAACUUUGGAGAUUCGUAAAGUUUGUGAAAGCCCAAACCGAGAGAGAUCUGCCAACUCGUGUGCUUUGGGAUGUCGUGCUGGAGUGGAAAGGCCCGGGGGGGCAGCCAGGGUCUCCAGCCUCUCAGAGCUACUGUUCCCUUCCAGCUCCACAAUAAAACCCCACCACGUUGCUGCAGAGAUGCACUAACAGUUGAAUGCAAGACAAAGGCUCGUCCUCCGAAGCCGACCCUGCGACGGACUCUUUCUCUGGACACGCUGGUGGGGCCGUACCUGCAGGGCCACUGGCCCAAACAGCCGGAAAGUCAGAACAUAACCUGUGUCAAUGACAAAGCCACACAGACCCCCAGUUCUUGGACUGAAGAGACCCGUGGUAGAAGAGGUGGAGUGGGGCACAAACGCUCUGCAUCGUGGGGGAGUGCCGAGCAUCUGAGAGAGGUGGCUAAGCUAAGGCACUCACUACAGAAGCGCUCCAGACAUGCACCUCCUACUGCUGGCUAUGAUCGGCCUCAUCAGCCCCCACCGACCAUCCACAUACACGCACCUGGAGCCACACAGACUGUACCUCUGCUGCCACUCAGCAGGCUGGCUCCCAGAUUACGACGCAGUGUAGAGGGACUUAACCUGGAGCUGGAGGGGGUCUUUGUAUCUGAAUUACCAGAGGAACAGCACAAGAUUCUGGAUGUCCCAGAUGGUCAUAGAGCACCUGUUCCAGCUCAGAGGUGCAGCAGUGGCUCUCAGAGUGACCCUUCACCUGGACUCCUCUCCCCUUCACAAUCCCCCUGUCCCAUAGCAGAUUCUGAUAUGGUAGUCUGUGGGCGACUGGAUCCCUCUCCCUCUCCUCCCCUGUACGUGGCUGACGCACCUUCCUCUUCCCCCCGCCCCAAUAAGACCUACGCCUUUCAGAGAGAGCCCCCAGAGGGCUGCGAGAGAGUGCGCGUAUGUGAAGAGGCCUUUUCUCCAUGUCACAGCGAUCGCCCUGUUCAGCCAUCCUGUCCAGACCCCAACAAAGUUAACUUUACUCCUCAUGGAGGCUCCGCCUUCUGCCCAGUCAGCCUACUUAAACCCCUCCUUCCUUCCAUGGACUUGCUGUUUCGUGGCUUGUCAGUCUCACCUGUAAUUGGCUGCUCAGGCCAAAGCCCUGCCCCCUGUCAGACAAUAACACAUACAGUGGGCAACAACACAUACCUCCCAGACUCUAACACCUCUACCAUUUAAAGUGGUGGGAGAAAUGACAGAACUGAUGCACAAAAGAGCGAUGGACUGAAGCUUUUUUUUUCUAUUUGCCAGUUUACUAGUAGUUGUGGCACCCACAAAAUGAGCAUUUACAUUUUAGCUAAGGAGGAAAUCAGGACAAAAAGAUGGAAGAAGGACGACAAUCCAUCACCAAAGGACUACAAGAAAGCACUGUCACUCUCAGGACAAACACACAAGACUUUUCAUUCUGAAUAGUUGAACAUCUUAGCCUGGCUAUACAUGAUCCCCACAAUAGGAUAGCUAACCUAUUUUAGAUUAGCAAAUGGAUGAAUAUACAUGAGGUGAAUUAUUCCUUUAUGACAUGGGAAUGUGCCACAUGUCUAUCAAAAAAACUGCAUAAUAAUGCCAGCUUUGAGAAGUGACUCUUUUAAAGAGGCUUACUGGACUUUAAACCUACAUUUAGAGAACAUACAGAAACUGCUGUUGCCAUACUAGGUUCUCCAGACCAAAGCCUAUGUUUAUCAACACCUCAACUAUAAACGAAUUGACAUGUUGCUAUGACAGAACAAACUGACUUCUAAUGUACGUUAACAAACUGACUAGACCCCAGUAAGGGUUUGUUCAUCAACUAAAUUGGUUUUGUAUGAAAGAUUUCAUUUAUUCAUUUACCACCACAGAAUCCACAACCUAUUAUCAUUAUUAUCCAUAGCUUUUGACUACAACAGUUUCAUAUCUUGACUUUUUGGACCGAAGUCUGUGUUUCUUUAUUUGAUUAAUUGGUCAGAUGACAAAAGUUGACCAAUGAACUUUUUGUUGACAGACUUCUAAAUUAUAUUGAAGAUAACACAGUUGUGUACUCGACUGAGAUGUCAUUUGUUUUAUCCUGAACUGUUUUUGUAAAACUCAUUAGCUACUCUGAAGUACAUAUUUGGAAUGAAAAGGUUUCUUUGUAAUAUUCACAUGAGUAAAAACUGAACAUUUUCCUACUGCAAACUAAACGUAGCGAUUGUUACAUCCAAAAGCACUGAUUUCUGGUAGUUCAAGCUCAUAGAUGUAAUGCCUAUACAGCUGCAUUUUGCUUUAUUUUUGAUAUUCAGAGUGAAUAUUUUUUGCAUUUUGCAUCUAUAUUUACUAGAUAUGACAGACAGUGUCUGAACCCCUGUUCGUUUGUACAGUUAGUGUGUAGCAUUUGUAGCAUAGCACUAAAUACAGCCAGUUGAAGUUCAGGUUUGUGUUUUUUACUCACUGUGUGUAUGUGUGUGUGUGUGUGUGUGUGUGUGUGUGUGUGUGUGUGUGUGUGUGUGUGUGUGUCAUUAGUUGUGCUUUCUUUUUUAACCAGUUUUGAAAUGUAUGAUGGCUCAUUUGAAAUCUUCACUCUGAUUUGUAAAAACCUUUUGAGAGAAAGUAAAGAGCCCCUGUUGCUAAAGCUGCGGACCACUACAGUAACAAGCAGUAGAUAAAGGCUAUAUUCCUCAAUUGUACUGACAUUUUAGACAGAGUACAAGAGUGAAUCCCAUUAUGUGCCUAAAACAUAUAGAAAACUGAAUAUUUGAUAAAUGUAUAUUUUUAUCCAGGUUUGGUUAGAUUAAAUAUCAGUUUAAAAAAAUGCAGGCUCUGUUCCCUGGUAGGAAGAAUUGUAAAUAUGUUAUCACAGCAUCCUGUUUAUGGCUGUGAAUGUUUUCUUUGAACAUUUCUAUUUGUUUGUUCUCUGAAAAGGUUAUUUGUGAAGUCUUCCUUUGUUUUGUUUUUUAUUAUUAUUUUAUCGAUCAACAGUGUCCAACGUCUUUUUGCCUAGAUGAUACUGCUGCAAAUGGUCAAACUCUUGUUUAUGCUCUGUUUAUGUUGUUGGAUGACAUAAAACGGUUUAAAAACUG
This is a messenger RNA of Pygocentrus nattereri (red-bellied piranha), 3795 nucleotides long. It is a transcript of the gene fam117aa, whose product is annotated as family with sequence similarity 117 member Aa. Bases 797 to 1942 code for a protein of 381 amino acids. The record is from RefSeq and is a predicted model, not a curated record. Lineage: Eukaryota; Metazoa; Chordata; Actinopteri; Characiformes; Serrasalmidae. The transcript is spliced from 8 exons.